CUGAAGAUAGCCGAGCACGCUGAGUGGUAAAUCAAUCAUGGAAGAUCAUACCAAGCACAAACUAAAAUACAUAUUUUCCAUAACUUGAAAUGUCGCUAACUAUUAUAUACAGGAAUCAAGCAGAGUUAAACGCUUAUCAUUAACCAUUUGGGCAUCGUUUUAUCACGAAAAGGAAGCGUGCGGUGGUCAGUGAAUUGUAGCUAAGAAAACUCCAUCGAUUGUUAGCUAGCUAGCGUGCUUGUUAACGGUAAAGCAGAAAGCACACAAUUCUUCAUGGAUUGCUCGUAAACUUUUUGAUAUUUUUUUUGUAACAGGAAUGUGUUUGAAAAUGACAAUCCUUUUUAUUUUAACUUGCUAGCUAGCUAUAACGUUCCACCUGAAAAAUGUCAAAAUUGUAUGAACAUGCAUGUUGACAACGACGCUAUAACGACGUUAUAAACAUCUGGAAAGGCUCAAGCCUUGAAUAUGUUGGGUUGCUAACGUUACAUUAUUGCGUCACGAAAGCCAUCAGAUGGGGAAUAUAUUACACUCGAUUUCUCGAGUUACUGUGGCUUUGUCAUAGGAGCUUGCGCCAUUGUCCUUGGAGACGGCACCGCAGAAAUGUGGGUAGCUUGCUAAAAAAUACAGUAUUAGGACCUAUGAGGGGGGCAAUCUUGGCAACAUCACUCGGCACGGUCACUACCAAAGUCUCCCGAAACGGAAGAAGUGACAGGAUGAACAACAUCAACAAAAGCAGACCCUCCAGCUCCGCCAGUUUCUCCUCUACCUCAACAGCGAGAAGCGGUGCUGAUGACGUAAUGAGGCCCUUAUAUCCUCCAGCAGAGUGAUGUGUCACGGACUGUAUCCCAGACACCAGAAGUAUGAGAUUUACUGCUCAGAGGGAGAGCGAGAUGCCCUUGAUGAUGACAGCACCAGCCUCAGGCAGCAGAAGCUGGAAAAGCAGAGGCUGCUGUUGGAGCAGAAGCAGCGGCGGAAGCGGCAGGAGCCUCUGAUGGUGCAGCCCAACCCAGAGGCCCGGCCCAGGCGCUCCAGACCCCGGCGUAGUGAGGAGCAGGCCCCGCUGGUGGAGUCACGCCUCAGCAUCACCAGCGAUGUCAUCAUGGACGGUAUCGACGGCCCUGCUGCCUUCAUGGGCUCUGAGGCUCCAGACCUGGGUACCAAGAUCCAGAUUCUGUCGGUGAGCAAGUCCCAGCCCCUGUCCCUGUCCCAGCCGCUGCACCAGUCUCCCCUCGCCGAGGAGCCUGACCGGGACGGGGACACGGAGACUCUGCUGGAGCCCAAGACAGACAUCCACGAGCUGCUGCAGAAACGAGAGGCGUGGGACAUCUCUCUCAGCCCCUCCCCCUCUCUGAUUGACCCCGCCAACGACAGGGUGGUCCAGUUGGUUGGUGCAGUGGAGGAGGGCCCAGAGGAGGGGCCAGAGCGCCCACUGUCUGCCAGGGAGAAACUACUCCAGUCAGGUCUGUCAGGCAGUAUGAACUACGAAGAGGCCAGUGAGGAUGAAGAACACGGUGAUGAAGAACGGCCACGCUCGCUGUCCCCCAACCCAGAGUCAACCCGGCCUGCGUCUGCCUCCAGCACAAAGUCCAACACAGAGUGCGUGACACCGGGGUCGCCCACGACGGAGAGCGCUCUGAUCGAAGUGGACAACCUGGAGGAGUUUGUGGUGCGUCCUGCCCUCCGCGGCGUCACCGUCAAGUGCCGCAUAUCCCGGGACAAGAAGGGAAUGGACCGCGGCCUGUACCCCACCUACUUUAUGCACAUGGAGAGAGAGGACGGCAGGAAGCUGUUUCUUCUGGCUGGGAGGAAGAGGAAAAAGAGCAAGACGUCCAACUACCUGAUCUCAGUGGACGCCACGGACCUGUCACGCGAGGGAGAGAGCUUCAUGGGGAAACUGAGGUCUAACCUGAUGGGGACCAAGUUCACGGUGUAUGACCAAGGCACCAACCCCUGUAAGAACCCUGGAGCUCUGCUGGAGGAGAGCAACACACGACAGGAACUCGCAGCCAUCUGCUAUGAGACCAAUGUUCUGGGGUUCAAAGGUCCCCGCAAGAUGACCGUCAUCAUCCCAGGCAUGAACAUGAACUUUGAGAGGGUCCCCGUCCGUCCAAACAGUGAGCAGGACAGCCUUCUAAGUAAGUGGCAGAACCAUUCACUGGAGAACCUGAUCGAGCUGCACAACAAGGCCCCCGUGUGGAACGACGACACCCAGUCCUACGUGCUCAAUUUCCACGGCCGCGUCACACAGGCCUCCGUCAAGAACUUUCAGAUCGUCCACGACAACGAUCCGGACUACAUCGUAAUGCAGUUUGGCAGAGUGGCCGAGGACGUAUUCACCUUAGACUACAACUACCCCAUGUGUGCCCUGCAAGCCUUCGCCAUUGGCCUGUCCAGUUUCGACAGCAAACUGGCCUGCGAGUGACCAACCCCAUCACGACUCCUAACUCAGCAUUCCCUCCAUGACCUUUUCAACCCACUCCCUCCCCCUCCAGGACAACGCCAACUCCACAAAACCGCCCCUCCACCUCCCCCUCACAGGAUUCAGCGCCUUCCUUGUACAGUCAGCAGUCAGCUCACCAGCAGUCUGCCACUAUGAAAAUAAUCAUGAACUAUGACCUCUCACCCCUAUGUGGUACAUCCAAUCAUGGCACACAAAUCACGCUGACCUGGAGAGCGGAUGAAGAGAGUGGGUGUGUGAAAGAGGACAAAAGCAAGUAGAUUUGGGUGGAGGAUAUAGGAUUUUCCUUAUCGGCAGAAAAAUGAAAUUACCGUCCACAAAGGGAAACUUGUCAAAUCAUCAAGGCGCCUUUGUUUUUAUUUGUAUUUAUCUGUAGUUCUGUUUCAUUGAGUUUGUAUUGCUUUUUGUUGCUUUAGCUGUUGUAUAUUGGUGAUUUUAUGUGUAUUGAAAUUGAUUGAAAGGGAAAAAGGACACCAAGCAUCAUAGACCAAACUGUCGUGGGCACUCCCUGUUAGGGACAGGACUUCUAACACAGACUAGACCAGGUCACAGGAGAUGGUGUCUUUGAUUUAUAUCAGAUUUCAUUGUUUUAUAGGCCUCAAAAACAUGUCUGAUGAACUUAUGAGUUUGUUCAUUUUUAGCAGAUGUUUUUAAAGUUGCCUUUAAUGUUGAUUCCAAGUGUCAUUUUACUCCAUUUUACAUUCUGUUGCCUUCCACAAUCACUGUUGUGCGAUUCUUUUGACCAACUCUGGAAACGUUAUGGUCUAUAUCCUAAAAUUCACCUCACUGUCUUCAAAUGAUCACGUGGCUUUGGUUUCCAGCCAUUUUGCAGCAUCAAGAUGUUCAAUAAUUCUAACGUUAAACUAUUUCAACCCUUUUUUAUUUUCUUCCUCUUGAAGAUGAAUUUCUCAUCACAUUUAUUUGCCUGCAUAUCAGAAAGUCUUGAAGUCAUGCAUGUCCAUCCAAUGUGUCCUCAUCUGUUUUCUUGUUUUAAAAACACACUUUUACUAACGUAUCUCAGUAGCAUUCUGAGGAGUUUGGAACAGAACAUUUCUUACUGCAAUUUAUUUGUACAUGUCAUUUUGUGAUGUCUUAGCCCCAUGUCAAGUUAAAACCUCAAUGGAAAGUCAAUAGAGUUGCCCAGCAAGCACGAUUAAAGGUGCUUGCUAUAUAAGAUAUGUCUUAAUGUUUGGACAUACUGCUCAUUUUAAAAUAUCAUGAAAUGUCAGCAUAAAUGUUAUUUCAAUGUGUGGAAUACAAAAGUUAGCCUGGAAUCCAAACAAUAGAGGAAUAUUCCGUUUUGAUUCCAAGUGACAACGGUCGCCCUGUACUCAGUCUACAUUAUAUGCCAAACUUAUCUACCCGUUUAAAAUGACACCAGAUUGAAUAAUAACACUACAUUUUAUAUGUACUGUAACUGGAAGUGUUACUCUGUUCAGUAGACUACACUUGUACUGUACCAUGAAGUCAUUGAGAACCCACUGGGCAAGAACUGGUUGAAUCCACGAUGUUUCUACGUCAUUUCAACCCCAAAAUUUGAGGCGAUGACUUUGAAUCAACGUAGAACACUGAUUGGAUUUGCAAAAAGGAAUUGCGUCUUUUUUUUAACCCAACUUUUAAAUCCAAUGACUGGGUCAAAUGUUUGGUUGAUUUCACGUUGAAUUCACAACUCAACCAAAUGUAAAUCAAAACUAGAUGUUGAACUGACGUCUGUGCCCAGUGGGAAAUUACUUUUGGGGCGACAUUUAAGGUGCAAAAUAGUUAAAAUCUGUGCAAAAAUAUAUAAAAAGGUGACCAUAAAAAGUUAUUUAAGUAGAGUUUUUAGUACACUGAAAAAUGCAUAAAUAGUGGCCUUUUUUACAACGCUCGUUGCUGAAGAAAAGUUUAAAAUUACAUCACAAUGCCAAAUUAUUACUUUUACGGUAUUUUUUUGCACAGGUUUGAACUAUUUUGCACCGUGAAAAGUCACCCUUGAUUAAAGUUUCAGCUGGAUGGAUGUGCUAUAGAGAUGAUUCUGUCCAGUAGUGUGAUUCUUGUUCUUGGAGGAUUAGGAACAUUCCUGGGUAACCUGCAGGAUGCAUUUGAUUCCUGUCCAAACAAGACAAACAAGACACUGAUUAUGUGUGACAGUGUUGGGAAACAAAGUUAAUUCACACGAUGUACUGUUAGAAAGAGGGAAAGGUUUUGUUUGUACAAAAUAUAUAAAAGAGAGAAAUAUACAGUUUUACUACAAGAUACUUAUGGGGAAUUGCAUUCCAUUCAUAACUUAACUUUCUGAAAUUUUUUUGGGAAUUGAAUUUCAGAAAUAUCACUGUAAAUAGAAUAAAUGAAGAUAUUGUAAAGUGAACAAGACUCCCCUUGUAAGUUUAAGUAAUGAAUGUAUUCAGUAAAAAACAUUUAUUUGCCCCCUUUCUAAUUCUCUACUUUUGCAUAUUUUUGAUACUAAAUGUUCUUCAACCAAAACCUAAUAUUAGAUAAAGGGAACCUGAGUGAACAAAUAACACAAUUACAUACUUAUCUAAUUUAUUUAAUAAACAAAGUUAUGCAACACCCAAUGCCCCUGUGGGAAAAAGUAAGUGCCCCCUUAAGCUCAAUUACUGGUUGUGCCAGUUAGCUGCAAUGACUCCAACCAAACGCUUCCUGUAGUUGUUGAUCAGUCUCUCACGUCACUGUGGAGGAAUUUUGGCCCACUCUUCCAUGCAGAACUGCCUUAACUCUGACAAUUGAGAUUAGGUCAGGACUUUGACUAGGCCAUUCCAAAACUUCAAAUUUGUUGCCUUUUAGAAAUGUAUUUUAGCUUUUUAUCUAAUAUUGGGUUUUGGUUGAAGAUCUGAUAACAUUCAGUAUCAAAAAUAGAAAGGCGGCAAAAACUUUUUCACAGCACUGUACUGUAUAAACUUUCAUUCAUAGGCUAGGUUGUAGCAACCUCAUGAUGGGUAUAGGGAAAAUGUGAGUAUCAUGUAGUAGCCUAAACCUAUCAAUGUUAAAUUAAACUGGAUGAAUGGAAUAUGAAUGACAGUCAUCCAAUAUUCUGUAAUAGAAAUAAGGCCAUGCCCAUUAAAAAAAAAUUGUCCUCCCUAAUCAUAAACGGAACCGACUGCCCCUGAUGUAUUCAGUAAACCCAUUUAUUUUCAAUAACAUAACGACUUUACAGUUGAUUAAGAACCUUUUUGAAAGCAACAUCUAGAACUUAUAAUUUCUUCUUUCUACAUUACCAAGUGUUACAAUUGCUUCGAUUAUUAAAACAUUUAGAACAUACAUCAAA
Molecule: messenger RNA, 5723 nt
Organism: Salmo salar (Atlantic salmon)
Lineage: Eukaryota; Metazoa; Chordata; Actinopteri; Salmoniformes; Salmonidae
Source: RefSeq, a predicted model, not a curated record